UUUUUAAUAACUGUUUUCUUAGAGAUCCUCUACUUGGAGUGAAUUUGGAGAAAAAUGUGGCUUUAAAGCAGGAUGCAGCCCACGGUAGCAUUUCAAAUCCCAACUGUAUAUUUGGAGUGGAUCCAUGUCAAGCCUCAUUUGUUUCAGAGAAGAAAAAACCCAUGUUUCUUUCUAAGAAAUGGAGAAAUCUUCUUUGCAGGUGCAAGGCUUGCAUAGAAUUCUAUGUCCAAAAGGGCAUUGGCUAUCUAAUUGAUGAGGACUCAAUUGAGGAAUAUGAAAAGGUGGCAAAGGAAAAGAGGAAGGAGAAAUUGGAUCAACAGGAAGGAGUGGAGUUAAAUUUUCUCAGCAAACUUGGUCAUGUCCAAAAGAUUGAGAUUCUGAAUGGCAUUGCUGACAUGAAGAAUGAGCUCAGGUCCUUCAUGUUUCUUUUGUUUUACAGAACAAAGGUAUAUUUCAGCAGUGGGUGAUCCAGGCAUGAGAAGAGAUGGAUUGAGAGUGGCAUUUGAAGGCUGGAAUUUUUGCAAUGAAGUUGGCAAUGAAAUUCCUGAGAUGGGAAGUCCUAGAGCAGCUGACUGUUUUGAUUUCUUAAAUAAUUCUUUGGAGCAUAAAGUAACAGAAGAACAGAACAAACUUGGGAUAGGAAAAUCAUUCCCAGGUUUGAACCCAAAGGCUCUCAACAAUCCAGACUUUAAUGUGAUCAUUUGACAUAGCUGUUCUUAAGGGAAAAUCCCGACACAUUAAUCAGAUAUACUGCAUUUUUACAUACAUGUAUGGGUCAUGCAGUUCAAACUUGGCAAGCUGACAUUUAGUCAAUUCAUUUGCAUAGGAUGUCUUUUAUAUUCAUGAUACGUUGUUACUGGAUUCCAUGUUCAGCAUUUGUGAUUUUGUUGCCUAAUCAUUUAACUCUUGUUAGCUAUGAGUAAAGAGAAAAAAAGGAACUCCAUCAUUUUAGCUUUUAUACAGUCA
Molecule: messenger RNA, 966 nt
Organism: Magnolia sinica
Lineage: Eukaryota; Viridiplantae; Streptophyta; Magnoliopsida; Magnoliales; Magnoliaceae
Exons: 3
Coding region: 403-705 (100 amino acids)
Cellular component (GO): cytoplasm
Molecular function (GO): zinc ion binding; ubiquitin protein ligase activity
Source: RefSeq, a predicted model, not a curated record